Pelobates fuscus (common spadefoot toad) is the source of this 1334-nucleotide messenger RNA. It is a transcript of the gene CLPP, whose product is annotated as caseinolytic mitochondrial matrix peptidase proteolytic subunit. NCBI's taxonomy places the organism in Eukaryota, Metazoa, Chordata, Amphibia, Anura, Pelobatidae. Gene Ontology annotation, molecular function: serine-type endopeptidase activity; ATP-dependent peptidase activity; ATPase binding. Gene Ontology annotation, biological process: protein quality control for misfolded or incompletely synthesized proteins. The transcript is spliced from 7 exons. The coding region runs from base 75 to 818 and encodes 247 amino acids. Gene Ontology annotation, cellular component: endopeptidase Clp complex. The record is from RefSeq and is a predicted model, not a curated record.
CUGGCCAGCUAGUGUCAUGGCGGCGCCCAGGUCGGCUUCACGCCGUCACUUCCGGUAACCCAAACAGGGACAGCAUGGAGUUACUAAGGAGAGGAUCAAGACCAGCUCUGCAGGGGAUCCGUGGCCUGACACAGGUGCGAACUCUGCACCGAGGUCCAUUGAGAUUCUCUCCUCUUAUUCCUAUUGUGAUUGAGCAAACUGGCCGCGGUGAGAGGGCGUAUGAUAUCUACUCAAGGUUACUGCGAGAACGUAUUAUCUGCUUGAUGGGACCGAUCGAUGAUUCCCUCGCCAGCCUGGUGAUCGCUCAGCUCCUGUUUCUGCAGUCUGAAAGUAACAAGAAACCGAUCCACAUGUACAUCAACAGCCCAGGGGGAUCGGUGACAUCAGGCCUGGCUAUCUAUGACACCAUGCAGUAUAUACUGAACCCUAUCUGCACUUGGUGCGUGGGGCAGGCAGCCAGCAUGGGAUCCCUUCUUCUUGCCGCUGGAACCAGUGGGAUGCGACACUCUUUGCCGAACUCCCGAAUCAUGAUCCACCAACCCUCUGGGGGGGCGAGGGGUCAGGCCACAGAUAUCGCCAUCCAGGCUGAGGAAAUCCUAAAACUUAAGAAACAGAUCAAUGAAAUCUAUGCCAAACACACACGGCAGCCUCUGUCUCUGAUUGAGUCGGUAAUGGAGAGGGAUCGCUACAUGAGCCCCACAGAAGCCCAGGAGUUUGGCAUCCUGGACAAGGUGUUGGUGCAUCCGCCACAAGACGGUGAAGACGAACCUGAACUGGUUAGAAAAGAGGACGUUCAGUCUCCAUCAACAGAGCCCUGACCAGGUAGAAGGCCCCCUGCUGGUGACGGCUUACACGUUGUGGAUGCUGCUUGGAGACAGGGGUGCCCCAGUACACCCUAGAAAUGUGACACAUACCGUAGCAGGCACCUGCCUGUCUAACCCUUUGAGUGCCAGCGGUGUUCACAAUACAAUGGACAUUCCUCUGCUGCUUCAAAGUUUAAAAGUAAAGUGUACGACCUCCUUCUAAAGCUCCUCUUUGCCAGAAGGGCGCCCAAACCAUGGUUUUGAAUAGAUAUUAUGUCAGAUUUUCCUAUUUAUUGUACCAUUGAUUUCUAUGCUGGAAGAAUAUUCAUUUAUGUUAGUCUUUUAAUGCUGAGCACUGCAGACCCCUGCUGGUGGAUAAUAGGCAGAGCAGAAAUGAUAUUCCAGCCGGCGUCUCAAUAACUCCUCUCUAGUUCCCAGGUUGUGACAUGGUCUGUUAGUUUAGCUCCCCGACGUAACGUUUGUCUGCUUAAACCAGGCUCUUCUAGGCAGGAAAAUAAACUUAUUUUCACA